Molecule: messenger RNA, 1131 nt
Organism: Symbiodinium sp. CCMP2456
Lineage: Eukaryota; Dinophyceae; Suessiales; Symbiodiniaceae
Source: the annotation of a GenBank genome assembly
AUGGUCGAUCGCAUCACCCCGGCCACCUCCGACCGCGAACGGGCCAUGGUAUCGGACGAAUACGGCAUCGCCGACGCCUGGCCGGUGUUUUGCGAAACCUUCAGGCAAUGGGUGCUUGAGGACAAUUUCCCCUCCGGCCGCCCCGCGCUCGAAAAGGUCGGCGUCACCUUCGUUAGUGACGUUUCCCCCUGGGAGCUGAUGAAGAUCCGCAUUUUGAACGGCGGCCACGCCGCCAUCGCCUAUCCUGCCGCGCUGAUGGACAUCCACUUCGUCCACGAAGCCAUGGAACACCCGCUGGUCGCCGCCUAUCUCGAAAAGCUCACCCGCGACGAGAUAAUCCCCGUCGUCCCCCCGGACAACCCGAAGGCCUUUCUGGAGAUGAAGGACAUUUUCGGCACCGCCGCCGAACAUCCCGCCUAUGUCGCCGCCUUCACCAACGCGCUCGCCACGAUCUGGGAAUUUGAAGCGACCCGACCGGCGCUGGUCAUUUUCGAUUGCGACGGCGUUCUCGUCGAUUCAGAGCCCAUCGCCAUCGACGUGCUUGUCGAAACCGUCGCCGCGCUUGGCGUCCACAUUCCCACCGACAUUGCCUAUCGCGAUUUCCUUGGGCGCACGCUCAAGACGGUCUCGGCAGCCCUUGCCGCCGACCACGGCGUCACAAUGGAUGCCACGGCGCUCGACGACAUGCGUCAUCGCCUCUACGCCCGCUACAAAAGCGCGCUCAGGCCCAUGCCCGGCAUAGCCACCGUGCUCAACGCGCUCGACAUCCCCGCCUGCGUCGCUUCUUCGAGCGUUUAUGAGCGCAUCGAAAUCAGCCUCAAACUGACCGGGCUUUACGAACGCUUCGCCCCAAACAUCUAUUCGGCCACCAUGGUCAAGCGCGGCAAACCGGCGCCCGAUCUGUUUUUGUUCGCCGCUGAAAAGAUGGGCGUCGCCCCCGCCGAUUGCGUGGUCAUCGAAGACAGCCCCGCAGGCGUCAUGGCGGCGCAGGCCGCGGGCAUGGCGGUCAUCGCAUUCAUAGGCGGCAGCCAUAUCGGCCCCGCCGGUCUCAAACCGCAACUGGCCGCGCUUGGCCCCGAUGCCAUGAUCGACGAUUUGCACAAUCUGCCCAAUUGUUUAAGGUCGCUCCCG